Molecule: messenger RNA, 7631 nt
Organism: Lymnaea stagnalis (great pond snail)
Lineage: Eukaryota; Metazoa; Mollusca; Gastropoda; Lymnaeidae
Source: the annotation of a GenBank genome assembly
GCGACGCCACUGCAAGAACAAAAGUACAAGGUUUUGUUUUUUUGUUUGGGGUUUGUUCUUCCUAUAAGUCACCCCCUCCCCCCUCCCCCCUUUCUUUUUCUCUUCUUUUAUUUUGACCUUUGGGUUCCCUGAACCAUUUGUCGGCCAUAUUGAGGGUCUACGUGACGAGCGUCUGCCGGGGUCGCAGAACGCGCCCUUUGAGAGCGGUCUCAAAAUCGCACGGAUCAGGGGAUAAAACCACAGACGAGACAGAGGCGAGGAAAGCGCUAGUGCUCUCCCUUGCAACGCAAAGAUUCUCUGGUAAAUAUUUUGUUCGUGUAUUCUGUGGUUUAGGCGUUUUGUCAAAGACUUGGCACCUUUCUCGUUCUGUCGUGCUGUGCUGCUAUUAAGUUAUAUGACUCGUCGCCACCGUCCACUUUCUAAAGUAAUGCGUACAUUAUUUGCGACACAUUUUAAAUAAUUGAUUUCUUUUCAUCUGGAUGACGAAAUCAUUUUAUGAAGUAGUAGCUUUGCGGGAAUAAGUAUUAUAAUGAAAGUUUAUUAAACAUGUUAAUUUACACCAAAUUAAUUUGUUAAAACGUAAGUUUUUUUGUUGUUUUUUUUGUAACUUUUUAAAAUAAUUUUUUUCAAAAAUAACUUACUUUAAAAUUAAAAAAUAAAAAUAAACAUUCAGAAUAUUGUAUCAGCUUAGAACAUUGAUGACAUUUAGUGUUUGGUACCUAGCGUAGCAUUCAUUCAUAUAUGAUACAUUAUAGAUAGUUCAAAUCCAAACAACGCAAAUGAAACAAUUCAUUUUAAAGUCAUUUAUUAAUUGCUUUCUUAAUUAAUUAUUUCUAGAAAAACAAAAUAAUUUUUUUAGCUGUCAAAUAACUAAAACUGGCCAUUAUUUUCCUUGGCAUACAUUUAAAGUAGACUAACUAUAAUUUAUUUUCUCGGGCGCAUAUGAAAGCAACAAUAAAUUUAUUUUACAUAAAUUAAAUUAUGAAGGAAGAUUUCAAUUUAAAUAAUACUUAAUCUCCUAAUAUCAUUCAAGUAAUUAUGUACCUUUUUUUUCCUCUCCCCCCGAAAGUUGCGGUUAAAAACUGUUACUAUAAAUUUUACACAGAAUUAUAUCUUUCCGUAACUUAAAUCACGUAUAGCUCAACAACAAGACAAAAACAAACAACAAACUAAAUUAACCAUUCUCUUUAUAAGAAAAAUAGCAUUCCUUUGUAAGUCUUUUCGAGGAUGUAUUUGUGUUUUUGAGCAAUCAAUAAUGAAAUGCUUAACCAAUAUGUACACGUAAUUAUAAUUUAUUAAAUUUAGAUUGAUUUUUCCUUAAAUAUAUAUAUAUAUAUUUAUCCAUUUAUUUUAUUUUUUUAAAAGUAUAUUAAAAUCUUAUCUCGUCAAAUAUUUUUAAAAAGCUCUUUAGUUAACAUACAACAAAGCAAAAUAUUAAUUCCUUAUGUUUGAAGUUCUUUUGUAUUUUUUUUUCUUAUCAAAGUCGCGUGCUUAUUGAAAGCAAUUUUAAUAUAUCUCUAUAUUUCUCUUUAAACCGAAGCCACGGAGUACGCGAGUGACAAAAAAAUGUGGGGGGGGGGGGUUGUAAUUCGGAAAUAGUUGACCGAUUGCCGUAGUUUUAAGUGUUACUAGGUCAAUACUGGCCAACUGUAAUCUCCUGGCGUAGACCAGUGGUUGCCAGCCUGUGCGCCGUCCUGCACUUCUCAGGGGCGCCGAGGCUCUGCUCCAGGAAAUAAAAUAAACACCAUUACUCUGUAAGAUGCGGUAGGCCCAAGGAACUCCACUAUAGAAAGAGAUUCUAAAAAGGGCUCCGCGAGUCAAAAAGUUUAGGAACCACUGACCUAGACACAAAUUGGGCCGGUGGGGGGGGGUGGUACGUUUGGCGUGGACAAGUUGAUGCCUCAAUUUGCCUCACUGUGACAAGAUACAUUAGCGGAUCAAAUUACAUAAACUCCAAGUCCAGGGUCACACAUCUAUAUUGUGAAUAGUAAAAUCAUUGUGUGUGUGUUAGUGGGGGGGGGGGCUUUAUAUAUAAACUUGUGAUACAAAAAUCUUAGUACACGUUUGUGACUCAGUACAAUUAUGUUAAGGCAGAUAUUCCAAGGGAUAGACUCCAGGACAACCUAUCUAGAACUUUUUUUUUUUAAUUCCAUUUUUUUAUAACAUAAAAAUCUGCCACGUAAGUCAGGGACAGUCCACAGUUGAGCUUGAAACACUUAGUUGUCACUGACACUCCAUCUAUUCCUUACAACCAUCCGCUGCUUACAUUUAACAUAGAGAAGAUUCCUUAUACUGGCGAUCGUGCUCUGAAAUGGUUCAAAAGAUGUCAAGUGACUUAGCCUCUUAGACAGUGUGUGAAUGUGCGGCACAUCUGAAACAUCAAUCUCUUAGCUUUGUUCGUUGGCUUAAAUUUUUUUUUUUAAAUUAAAGGGUGUGUAUGUGUGUGGGAGGGGGGGUGGUUUUGGUUACAUUAAUUUUUUAAUUAUAUUACCAUGUCCGUCUGAUUGAAGGGCCAUGUUAUAUAUCAGAGGUUCCCAACAUGUGCUCCGCGGGGGCCCUUUGUGCUCCAUGAGCACUUCUCUUGUGGUGCCCAUGAACACUAAGAUGAUAGCGAUACUUUUAGAAAUGAGACACGGUUGUUGAUUGCCUCCUGUAGAUGUUUUAAAAUGUAAUAUUCGUUUUUUAAGUAAUAUUCUAUUUCUAAAAUGUAAUACUCUGAGUCUUGAAGUAGUAUUUUUUUUCUAAAUGUAAUAAUCUGUGUCCUAAAGUAAUGCUUUGUUUCUAAAUGUAAUAUUCUGUGUCCUUAAGUAAUAUUUUCCUCGGACGAGCCAAUGGUCCUCGUAAAGAACGUACCGUUAAGUGUGCACAGGUACAUCUAGGGCAGACAGGAGAAAAGCGUGGUUCCAUCGGGUACAACGCUUACUUCAACUUCAGGGAUCUAUUUGCACCCGCUGACCUUGUCACAUUCUUUGUAUCCCACCCUUUUUCCCCCACCCAGGGCGUCGCAUUUGUUCUCGCUGUCUUUGCUUUCUCUCUCUCUCUCUCUCUCUCUCUCUCUCUCUCUCUCUUUCUCUCUCUCUCACUCUCUCUCUCUUAUAUAUAUAUAUAUCUCUAUGUCUUCCCUCUCUUCCUGAACCUCCUCUCCUAUCAUCUGCAAAUAUCCAUAACGGUCCACGCAUCUUCAUUCCAUUUGAUAUUUGUUUUUCGGCUGCGUCUCUCUGUCCAUUUACCUACAUGGGUUCGACGUACUUCCACGCUGCAGGUAAUGUACACACGCUAACCUCACCUUGGCCCUGGAAGGACUUACAAACCGUCGGUGUCGGGCGGGACUUAAAAAGAAAUUGUCGAACGUCGGUGCAAAGUUGACCCGCUCUGACCUCCCCCCCCCCCUCUUUGCCAGACUGGACCGCCUGACUUCCUGUUAGUUGUGGGUCCAUGUGCAAACCGGUGUAAAGUCAAGAAAAGGUGACCCCCCCCUUUUUUUUUUUUUUUUUGAAACAUCAUCUCGUCGUCCCAGGUUCGCCCCUCGCUACCCGCCGCCAAUGCCACUGUAAGAAAUGGGGCGCAAAUUAUGGCCAUCUGUGUUAGUAUAUUUCUCUCGAACCUCUCUCAACAUGAGAUAAUGUCAUUUUAGUUUAUUUUAUAGUCUACUUGUCCCGGUUUUGUUUUAUUUCCAGAAGAAAACGUUUUUCCUUUUGCAUUUGUUCAGGUUCUCGCAUGGGGCCUUGAUGUUUCCUUUUAGCCUUUCACCAGGGUUGGCUACAUUGAUUAAGUAGAACAAAAAUUAAAUCUUAUCUCCUAAUAGUUUUGGGAACUCAUGCAGGGCCUCAUUUAUUCCUAUAAAGACCCGCAUAAUGACUUCGGAGGCGCGCUUUGCCUACCACUGGCACUGACAAGGCUAACCAAAAUGAUGGGAUCACAAUAUGAUUUCGAAAACGAGUUUUUCAUGUUGACAACUUCUACCACGGCGAUUUCUGGAAUCUCGUGAAAUAAAUAAGGCUUCAAUGGAAAUUAGGUUUAAAUCGAAAUUAGGCUUGAAUCCAAAUUAGGCUUGAAUCCAAAUUAGGCUUGAAUCCAAAUUAGGCUUGAAUCCAAAUUAGGCUUGAAUCCAAAUUAGGCUUGAAUCGAAAUUAGGCAUCAAUCGAAUUUAGGCUUCAGUGGAAAUUAGGCUUGAAUCGAAAUUAGGCAUCAAUCGAAAUUAGGCUUCAGGGGAAAUUAGGCUUGAAUCGAAAUUAGGCAUCAAUCGAAAUAAGGCUUCAAUCGAAAUGAGGCUUCAGGGGAAAUUAGGCUUGAAUCGAAAUUAGGCAUCAAUCGAAAUUAUGCUUCGAUCAAAAUGAGGCAUCAAUCGAAAUGAGGCUUCAAUCGUAUGUGUACCACCAACAUGCAGUACGCAGCAAUUUGCAAUAUGCACUAUUUCGUUUUGUUCAAAAAUGCGUGUACCGUCCAUUACUGAAUCUAUAGCAGGUGCCGCAUGUGUUUUUAUUUGUUUCCUAGUAAGUUCUUUUGAUCCCCCCCCCCCGGGGACCACCCCACCUUUUUUCUAUUACAUAAUUUUAAAAACAAAUUUGAAUCUCCUCUCGUGAUGACGUGCUAAGUAUUCUCUCUUCUAUAAUCAUUUCAGAACUAACCCAUAAAGAUGGCCUUGUCCGACACGUAAGUAUUUGGAUUGUGUUUUCUUAGUUGGUGGCUGAUUCAUAUUUUGGAAAGUAUCUAAAACACAUCACUAUUCCUAAAAAAAAUAGGCCUCCCUCACACACAUCACUAUUCCUAAAAAAAAUAGGCCUCCCUCACACACAUCACUAUUCCUAAAAAAACAAAUAGGCCUCCCUCACACAAUUUAGUAUUUCGCUAAAAAUGCCUCCCUCGCACACAUCACUCUUUCUGCAAACAUUUUUUAAACUCCUUAGAUAACUGUUAAUAUUUUUUUUCCUCCACAAAAUGUGAUGACGUCAUUGUUUUUAUUUUUAAUUUCAAAAGACUAAUAUUGCCAGUUGUUAUCGUCAACGUUUUUCUAUCAACGACUUAUUAUUUUCUUUACAUUUAUAAAUGAAACAAAAAAUAAGCUGAAAUUAGUGUGAGAAAACAUUACAAUUUUAAAUGCAACAUUCUUUUUGUUGGAUGUAUACGACUGAUUCUGUUCUAAUUUUUUUUUUUUUAGCGAUAAGAAAGCUCUUGACAGCUCAUGGAAGAAACUGGUUGGAUCCGCUGCUGACGGCAAGAAGAAUGCCGGGAUCAACCUCGUCUUGUGGUGAGUACAGCUUCAUCUUUCUAGCGUUGAGCAAACAGUUUGCUAACGAUUCUCUCGUAAGGCAUUGAACAGCUUCAUACUGCAUUGAACAGCUUCAUACUGCAUUGAACACCUUCAUACUGCCCUAAACGCUUAGACGAAUUGGUGCCAUUUCUACCGUCACCACACACACACUAGCAUGUCACUACCCAUACAUUGGCAUGUCACUACCCACACAUUGACAUGUCACUACCAACAUACUGAAAUGACAAUACCAACUCACGUACACAUCACUACCCACUUAUUGACAUGUCACUACCCCAGACACUGUCAUGUCACCACCCACGCACUAUCAUGACACCACCCACACACCGUCAUGUCAUCACCCACACUCUGUCAUGUCACCACCCACACGCUGACAUGUCACUACCCCAAUGCGCCGUUCUCUCUCGACCAGGAUGUUUGAGAACGUCCCCAACAUGCGUGACAAGUUCACCAAGUUCAACGCCAACCAGCCUGACGCUGCCCUCAAGGGUGACGCAGAGUUCGUCAAGCAGUCCCAGACCAUCGUCAACGUCCUUGACACCCUGAUCAGCCAGGUGAACAACGCCGCCCAGCUCCAGGCCACCAUGGACAAGCUGGCCAAGACUCACAUUAACAUGAGCCCAAGCAUUGGACUCGAAUAUUUUGGGGUAAGGGUCUACUAAGUGUCAUCGCAUUCUGUGUGAUAGUGUCUUUGUGUCAUCGCGUUCUGUGUGAUAGUAUCUUUGUGCCAUCGCGUUCUGUGUGAUAGUAUCUUUGUGUCAUCGCUUUCUGUGUGAUAUUAUCUUAGUGUCAUCGCGUUCUGUGUGAUAGUAUCUUUGUGUCAUCGCAUCUGUGUGAUAGUGUCUUUGUGUCAUCACAUUCUGUGUGAUAGUGUCUUUGUGUCAUCGCGUCUGUGUGAUAGUGUUUUUGUGUCAUCGCGUCUGUGUGAUAGUGUCUUUGUGUCAUAGCGUUCUGUGUGAUAGUAUCUUUGUGUCAUCGCAUCUGUGUGAUAGUGUCUUUGUGUCAUCGCAUUCUGUGUGAUAGUGUCUUUGUGUCAUCGCGUCUGUGUGAUAGUGUCGCUGUGUCAUCGCGUUCUGUGUGAUAGUAUCUUUGUGUCAUCGCAUCUGUGUGAUAGUGUCUUUGUGUCAUCGCGUUCUGUGUGAUAGUAUCUUUCUGUCAACCCAUUCUGUGUGAUAGUAUCUUUGUGUCAUCGCGUUCUCUGUAAAAUGAUCUCUGUGUCUGGCACCCCACCACUUCCGAUCACGCACAAGUAUUAAAUCUUAAGACUAUGGUCUGGUUUCCCCCAGCAGAUCCAUUAGAAAAUAAAAAGUCGGCCCCCCACCCCCCNAUUGAGAAGUCUCUCGGAGUCGGCUCCGGAAGUGACGAGGUCAAGGCCUGGUCAAACUUCCUCGGUGCUUUCAACGAUGCCCUCAGGAAGGCAUAAGGACCAACACGUGACCAUUUUAGCAUGUUAUCUGCCCAACGUGAAAUCAAAUUCCAAACAAAUUUUAAAAUCUGUUUUUAAAAAAAUUAUCUUUCAAAAAAAAAAAAAAAACUACCAGUGAAACGUUUCUGGAAUGAUGAAGUAAAUUGAUUGUCAAUGUGUAACACUUGUUCAGGAAACUGGUUCAAUUAUUUGGUCAAAGCUCUAGGUUUUAAUCUUUUAAAAUACACAUAAUAGAUUCACUUUUUUAUUAUUAUUUAUUUUUUUACAUUUGUUUUCCAAUCUUGUAUUCUUGGAUAAAUGUAUUGUUGAUGUGUAUGUUGGAAAACGCUAUCAGGGGCCUGAAAUCAACAGGAAGAAAGAAAACCCCUCUCGCAAAUUUAAGUGUUAAGGGAGGCUACUUCUAACGAAAAUAUUUAUUUAAAAGACUAGCUUCCCUUGCGCGAAAUUUAAAAAAAAACAACUAAAUUAAUCACAUGACCUUGUUAUCAUACCUCAAUAAAUGUCCAAUGGUUAGAUUUUUGCCAGUAUUCUUGACCUGGUCACUGUGUGUUCAGCCCUCUUGACCUGGUCACGCCAAAGUUUCUCAACACAAGACGGCAAGAGUACAUUUAUAAAAACCAGAGUUAUCAUUACACGUAGACACAUUGCGUACAUAGUGCUGCAGCCCUGGGGCUGAGAUUUAACGGUCAAAGAAAACACAUCUGUCAGAAGGUAGCUUCUAGCUACAGCACACACACACAAACUCGAUGGUAGCUUGUGCUGCAGCACUUGAUACUGCAAUGGUAGUGAUAGAGUGAGCUUGGAUAGCAUGUUCUGCUAUACUCGUGGCACACACAGAAUUCUUCUAUGUCAGAUCAUAUAUUUUACACUGUAUUUUUUUUCCUAAUCUUGUAUAUUUCAAUUUCUUGUAGGAGAAUAAAUAUAUGUUAAAUG